AUGGCAUCUGAAAAGUUCAUUGAAGAUGCAUUAAUGAAACAGGUGAAUGAGUCAGAUGUGAAUGCCAUCGUGGGAUCCUUGGAAAGUCAGCUCUCAUCUUCCUCUGUUGCAACUCAGGCAGUGGCAAAUCAUAAUGGUAGCACAGUGAUAUCAAAUGUGAGACCUCCAAAUAACAUAAUUUUGUCUGGGACUCCUAUCUCUUCCUCUAAUGUGGCCACUGGUGAAGCUCCAUCCUCUCGACCUCAUUUAACUGGCUCCCCUAAUUCCAUGAUAGCUUCACAUGUUUCUUCUCUUUCCUCAGCAACAAAUGCCAUUCGUCCAAAUCAGGUCCAAAUUCUGAAUAUGCCCAGCCAAGCUGUAAGAGCCAGUGUUCGCCCUGUAUUGCCUGUUUCUACAACUGCCACAGCAGCUUCCAAGGGACAAUCCAUUAAUGCUCCUGCAGUGGUGAUAGGACCUCAACAAGUUGGAAACAGGCCAAGUGCACCUGGUGCAACCCAGCUCCCUGCACCUGCUCUGCAAGCUUUACAGCAAGGUAGUCAGGGACAUUUCCUCCUAAGGACAGAAAAUGGACAGCUUCAAUUGAUCAGGGUUACUCCAGGAUCUGCGAUAGGGCCUGCAUCAUCUCCAGCCACUGCUGCUGCAGCACCUAAUCCUAAUGCUCCCACUGGCCCUGGAACACCAUAUAGGUUACAAACAGUGCGUCCAGCAGUGGUCAACUCAAUUGCCACACCUAUUGGUACAAGUGUCUCCCCAGCAGGGCAUGUUAGUACAAUCUCCACAGUUCUGACUACAAUUGCUCCUCCAGGAAGUAACACAAUUCAUGCUCAGUCUAUUUCUCCACAGAUGACUCCUGAGACAGCAAAAAUGAAGUGCAAGAACUUCCUAUCCACUCUUCUCCGCCUUGCCAACGAGCAACCUGAGAAUGUUGCUUGCAAUGUCCGCAACCUCAUCCAGGGACUGAUUGAUGCCAAAGUUGGAGCUGAAGAGUUCACACAAAAGUUGCAAAGGGAAUUGAAUUCUUCACCUCAACCGUGCCUUGUUCCAUUCCUCAAGAGAAGUUUACCAUAUCUUAGGUACUCCUUGGCAACAAAGGAACUUGAAAUCAGUGGGUUGAACCCACCUCCCCUUUCUUCUGUGUCAACCGUCCCUGCCGGUGUAGGUGUUGCACCUGUCCCACAGUUACAAAUCACAAGACCAAGUGCAACAGUGCCCCCACAGAUCCGGAUGGUGUCCCCCAGUAUUAUCCAACAGCCUGGUAUGACUCAGCCAAGAGUGGCUUCACCUGUCAGAGUACAAACUAGUGUCGGAAAAACUGGCAGUGCCUCUGCUGUUCCUUCAGCUCCUCUGGUCAAUGGAGUUGCCCUCACGGUCACUCCGCAAAUACAGCCUCCCAGACCUAGUGGUCCUGCCAAACCUCCUGGGAAAGAUAAAGGUGAAAAGAAAGGAACCGGUGCCUUCUCAUCUUCAGGCAUGAGGGAUGAAGAUGACAUCAAUGAUGUUGCUGCAAUGGGUGGAGUGAACUUGCUGGAAGAAUCUCAGCGCAUACUUGGGUCCACAGAAUUCAUUGGGACACAGCUCAGGUCCUGCAAGGAUGAGAUUUUCUUUGAUUCUGAUACUCUACAGAAGCACAUCAGGAACUUGGUGAGGGAAAAGGGAUUGGAAGAACCCGGAUCAGACAUUGUGGCAAUGGUGUCGCAUGCAACGCAGGAACACCUCAAGAAUCUAGUGGAAAAAUUAGCAUUUAUUGCCCAACAUCGGUUGGACAUUAUUCGAAUGGAUAGUGCUCAUGAGCAGAGUAGUGAUGUCAAAGGCCAGAUACGCUUUCUUGAGUUGGUGGAGAAGGCUGAGCAUGAACGUCAUAAGGAACAGGAGAGGGAAAUGCUGCUUCGAGCAGCUAAAUCCAGGUCAAAAGCAGAAGAUCCAGAACAUGCAAAGCUGAAAGCCAAAGCAAAAGAAAUGCAAAGAGCUGAACUUGAGGAACUGCGUCAGAAAGAGGCCAAUCUCACUGCUCUUCAAGCAAUUGGGCCCCGGAAGAAGCCCAAACUUGACACAGCGUCUGUACCCAAUCCUGGUCCCCAACUACCGAUGAGGCCACGCUUAAAACGUGUGACCAUGAGAGACCUGGUGUUCCUGUUAGAACAGGAAAGAAACUCGGUGCGAUCAUCUGAUCUGUACAAACUGCUUUUAAAAUGA
Messenger RNA from Darwinula stevensoni, 2193 nucleotides. The record is from the annotation of a GenBank genome assembly. Lineage: Eukaryota; Metazoa; Arthropoda; Ostracoda; Podocopida; Darwinulidae.